AUGACAGAGGCAGCGGGGCUGGUGCCCAAACGCAUCCUGGUGACGGGUGGCACCGGCUUGGUGGGGAGAGCCAUCGAGAGGGGCCUCUUCAAAAACAUCCGCUACAACCUGGAUUUUUGGAGGAGAAACAUCCAUAUCAAUGACAACGUCCUGCACUCAGCGUACGAGAUGGGGGUGCAGAAGGUGGUCUCGUGCCUCUCCACCUGCAUCUUCCCAGACAAGACGACGUACCCCAUCGAUGAGAGCAUGAUUCACAACGGGCCACCUCACAGCUCCAACUUCGGCUACUCCUACGCCAAGAGGAUGAUCGACAUCCAGAAUAGGGGCUACUUCGAGCAGCAUGGCUGCCGCUUCACCGCCGUCAUCCCCACCAACGUCUUCGGUCCACACGAUAACUUCAACAUCGAGGACGGCCACGUCUUGCCGGGGCUCAUCCAUAAGGUCUACCUGGCGAAACAGACCGGCUCAGCUCUGACUGUCUGGGGCACGGGCAAGCCCAGGAGACAGUUCAUCUACUCCCUGGACCUGGCCCGGCUCUUCCUUUGGGUCUUGCGGGAAUACGAUGAGGUAGAGCCCAUCAUUUUGUCAGUGGGAGAAGAAGAUGAAGUCUCCAUCAGGGAGGCAGCAGAGACGAUCAUAGAGGCAAUGGACUUCAGGGGAGAGCUUGUUUUUGACACUACCAAAGCAGACGGGCAGUUCAAGAAGACAGCCAGCAACACCAAGCUACGGCACUACCUGCCCAGCUUCCAGUUCACACCCUUCAGGCAAGCUGUGAAGGAGACCUGCGCCUGGUUCAGCACCAACUACGCCAACGCCAGGAAGUGAUGGGGGGCCAAUGC
Messenger RNA from Fulmarus glacialis (Northern fulmar), 839 nucleotides. RefSeq names its product tissue specific transplantation antigen P35B (gene GFUS). Lineage: Eukaryota; Metazoa; Chordata; Aves; Procellariiformes; Procellariidae. Gene Ontology annotation, biological process: nucleotide-sugar biosynthetic process. Gene Ontology annotation, molecular function: GDP-L-fucose synthase activity. The transcript has 10 exons. The record is from RefSeq and is a predicted model, not a curated record. Bases 1 to 825 code for a protein of 274 amino acids.